AUGGCGACCAUGCUUUCGUUUGGGAUGUUAUCAGCCAAGAUAGUGAAUAUCUCGGUCCAAAGCACUUGUGAGGAUAUAUGGGAUGGAACAGAUUUCACAUCUUGCUUCAAAGACCGAUAUAUAUCUAAUGUCCCCUUCCUUAUUAUUGGCCUAUCCCUUUUAUUCAUCCUAUACAACUGGAUCGUGUCUCACUAUCUUUCAUCCCCUUAUACUCCGACUACACCAGAAACUCUCAUUUCUCCAUCGACUACUUCCGAUCUCACCAAAUUCGAAGCAGAUGUGAUAUUGGAUGCUGUAGCCUUGAAUCUCCUCCCCCCGAUUCAAGGCGAACCAGCAAAAGGGAGACUAGCGAAAGGAGAAGCUGAAAAUGUGAUCACUGAAUGGAAAGAGGAUGCUCAGAAAUCAGAAACCAAAUGGAGAAGGUGGAGAUUCUGGGUUGCAUUUCUGGGUGCAUUAGCAUGGUUCGAAUUGGAGAUUGCAAAAGGGGUGGUAGAGGGUGAUUGGAAAGGUGUUGUCUUUCCUGCAUGGUUGGCCCUGAUAGCUCUCAUACCCUCGUCUCCCCUUACAGCAAUCUUGACAGUCCACCUGUUACCCACCCUGAUCAUGUUCAGAUCAAAUAUAGUGCAACCUCAUACUUCACGUCUGAGAAUCGCUAGCGGUGUACUGGAGAUGGUGUAUUGGGUAGCGUUAAUUAGCAUACCUUAUUCAGAAGGAUUGGAUAGGCUACUGGAAGGAGGUGUCUCGCAAGGGGGAAGCAGCUCGGGUAGUUACGGUACAAAAUUGAACAAACAUUGCGAAGAACCCACAUCAACCUUUUCCAGAGCGACUUAUAGCUUUCUUUUCCCCCUUCUUUUCAAGCAUUACUUCAAGCCUAUCACGCUUGAUGAUAUUCCGGCCAUAAGAGAAGAUGAUUCUUCUGCUUCUUCUCUAGGCGCAUUUCGAGCAUAUAGAGCGAAGAGAGAUAAAGACCAUUUGAAGAAAAAAGGCGGGAAGAGAACAAGAAAUUUAGGCGCAGAUUUGUUCUGGUUCUUCUUUCCUGAGCUGGUGACACAGUCUGUCUGGGCCAUCACCUUCAUCACCUUUCAAUAUCUCCCGCCUACUGGUCUCCGGUUACUGCUUCAAUACGUCAAAGAGCGAGAAAUCUAUUCCACACCGAGUCACGUCGCAGUACUAUACGUUGCUAUGAUGGCUGGCGGUCAGAUUCUCAGCGUCAUUCUUAUGGGUCAAUCUCUAUACAUCGGGCGACGUUUAUGUAUCCGACUGAGAGCGAUUAUUAUAUCUGAUGUUUUUGCUAAAGCUCUUCGAAGACGUGAUCUAUCCGGGAACGUGAAAAAGACAAAAAUUGAUAAGAAUGGCAAAACCGUCGAUGAUCCUGAAGCAGCCGCCAGUGAAGGUAAAAUUGCAAACCUGGUUUCGGUGGACGCAUUCAUGAUUUCCGAGAUCUGCGCCUAUAUUUAUUAUCUUGUUUCAUGUCCUUUCGCUAUCAUUCUCAACUCGUUUCUCCUAUACAAGACCCUUGGUGUGGCAUCUUUCGCAGGUACAGUAGUCUUGAUUGCUCUCAUGCCACUUCAAGGUGUGAUUGGCCGAUUGUAUACCAUUUAUCAGAAGAGGUUCAUGGCUGCUACCGAUGCAAGACUAGAAAGUAUUACAGAAGUAAUAGCACACAUCAAGCUCAUCAAGUUCAAUGCUUGGGAAAACAAGUUCUUCGAUCGUAUGAGUGAAACUCGAAAGAAUGAAUUGGGUGUAUUGGCCUAUAGAUUCGCCACCACGACUCUUUUUCAAGUCUUUGUUUGGGGUACACCUGUACUAGUCACUGGCGUGGCCUUUGCAGUACAUAGCAUCGUAUUAAAACAACCUCUUACAGCGGAUCGAGCUUUCGCUUCGUUGAUCUUGUUCAAUAUGCUUAAAGAUCCCUUGGCUCUUUUCCAAGAUACUCUGACUCGACUUCUUCAAGCAUAUACGUCGUGUGUUAGAAUCCAAUCAUAUCUCGAUGAACCCGAUACUCUCAAAUACCAACAACUUUCAACUCCUGGUCCAGGCGAACCUGCGAUUGGCUUCAAGAAUGCUAUUCUAGGAUACGCAAGUCAAGAAGAUAUGCAGCACCUAAAUGACGAAGAUGCGGAUCCAUUUGCUCUUGGAGAGUUAAGCCUAUCGUUUCCAGUCGGAGGAUUGAGCGUCAUUGCUGGUCCGGUAGGUUCCGGAAAGACUACUUUAAUUCUUGGGCUAUUAGGCGAAGCCAUGUUACUUCAAGGGAAAGUCUUCAUGCCCGAUGAUCAUGCCAAUCGAGAUAUCUGUCCCAUCGAUAAAUCAUCCGGAUUGUCCGAUACGAUCGCUUAUUGCUCACAAACGCCUUGGUUGAUUGGCGCGUCCAUUAGGGAUAACAUCGUGUUUGGAUCAGAAUGGGAUUCCAAAAGAUACAAUCUUGUUGUCGACGCCUGUGCUUUGAGGAGAGACUUCGAAAUAUUCGAAUUGGGGGAUCACACUGAAGUAGGCGAAAAAGGAACUACUUGUUCAGGUGGACAAAAAGCUCGUAUCGCCCUUGCAAGAGCCUUUUAUUCACCAGCAAAGACUAUCAUUCUUGAUGAUGUCUUGUCCGCUGUAGACGCUCAGACCGCAAGGCACCUGUACGACAAUAUUUUACAAGGACAAUUGACAGAAGAUAGAACGGUGAUCAUGGUAACUCAUCAGGUCAAUUUAGUAGCUCCUGCAUCAAAAUUCAUCGUGAUGUUAGAUAAUGGUCAAGUGGUAGCAGCUGGAACACCAAAUGAGCUUCUAUCGUCUGGACAUAUCGAUCAUUUGGGAGAAAGCGACCCUUCCACACCAACCGCCAGUUCGUCCACUUUCACUGCUGAAGACGACCAGACCACCGAUAAAUUGAUUGAACCAGUUUUGGAUUCCGAACCGACCGACGCGCUUGAAACCGUCAAACAAGUCGAAGCUGAUAAAGCAGCCGAAACUACCGAAGAAGUCAAAUUAGAUAAGCGAUUGGUAGCGGCUGAAAGUUCAGGACAAGGCAUGGUGGAUAUCUCGACUUAUUGGCUGUAUUUUAAAUCUAUGGGAGGUGGAUUAUUAUGGUUCAUGGUCGUUUUCGCUUUCAUUUCAAGUACAUUAUUGCAAGUUGGAAACAAUGCUUGGAUCAAAGAAUGGGCAAAUUCCAACGAUAGAGCUUCGACCUCGACUUCGCUAACUAUACUUUCUCUCAUCCAAUCUAGAAAAGAAAUAAUGGAAACUAUUCAUAUCGAAUUGUCAAAAGAAAGAUCAACCUUGUUCUAUCUUGGUGUAUAUUGGGGUAUAUCAGCUUGUUAUAUCUUAGGCGUAGCUGGUAAAACCGCCGUUACAUUCUUUGGUUCUUUGACUGCAAGUCAGAGUUUAUAUAGUAAAUUGGUUAGAAGAAUAUUAGGUGCUAAAAUGAGAUUUUUCGAUUCUACUCCUUCUGGUCGGAUUAUGAACAGAUUGAGCAAAGACAUGUCUUCAAUAGAUCAAGAGGCUGCGGAAAUCUUGAUGUAUUUCUUCAAUAACUGCUUGGCGGCUUCGGCAGUCUUGGCAGUAGUGACUUUCUCAACUCCUGCAUUCCUCAUUGCCCUUGUUUUGAUAGUGUUUGCGUAUUGGCUACUAGGUUCAUUGUAUGUAGCUACUAACCGAGAGAUCAAGCGAAUCGACAGUGUCACUCGAUCGCCCAUCUUCAUCUCGUUCUCCGAAGUCUUGGUCGGGAUGUCAACCAUAAGGUCUUAUGGUGAUAGUGCAAGAUUCACGCGGAAACUGUUCCAUGAAUUGGAUCAAAACACUCGAUGUUUCUGGUAUCUAUGGCAGAUCAAUCGACUCUUAAACAAUUUCUCCAAUUUCAUAGGAGCGUUCGUAACUAUUUUUGCUUCUGUUUUCGCUUUGAGAAACCCCAAAAUGGACGCCGGAGCUGUGGGACUAUCUAUCACUUAUGCUUUGUCGUUUACUGAAUACGUACUAUGGGUGGUAAGGAUGUAUGCUGCAAGUGAAAUGAGUAUGAAUAGUGUCGAGAGAGUUGGCGAAUAUCUCGAUCUCGAAGUUGAGGAAGAGGAAACCGCCAAAGGUAUCGAGCCUCCUGCUCAUUGGCCAACAAGAGAUGGCAGUGUCGUGGUCGAGAAUCUGACAUGUCGAUAUGCUCCUCAACUCGAUCCAGUCCUUCGGAAUGUCUCUUUUACUAUAGGGCCAAGAGAGAAGAUCGGCGUUUGUGGAAGGACAGGCUCAGGUAAAAGUACCCUCGCGCUGUCAUUCUUCCGAUUUUUACAUCAAGAUGGCGGUAAGAUUACCAUCGACGGAUUGGAUAUAUCCAAGAUGAGUUUGCACGCUCUACGAUCCAGGCUGACAAUCUUGCCUCAAGAGGCCCAGCUGUUCUCAGGAACGGUGCGAGAUAACCUCGAUCCAUUCGAUCAACAUGAAGAUUCGUCCAUAUGGGAAGCUCUAUCGCAAUGUGGAUUAAUAGCUAAAUCUAGAUAUCCAUCAAGAGUACAAUCCAAAGCGGAUUUAACCAAUCUUGCCACGCCGACGAAAUCCCCGAAUGCUAAAAGGACAUUAAGGGGUCAAGCUAGUGUGAGGAGUCUCAUGAAGAAAGUGAAUAGUAAAUUGGAAACUGUACAACAAGGAGAAGACGGACAAUCUACCGAACAAGGAGAAGCUGAAGAAGAAGAGAGAGUCAUGAUUAGAAGUUUGGAUGAAAAAGUUGCUGUUGGUGGGAAGAACUUUAGUCAAGGACAAAGACAGCUUUUGGCUCUAGCAAGAGGUUUACUCAAACUUCGAUCAUCUUCAUUCUUGAUCAUGGAUGAAUCGACAGCGAAUCUUGAUCACGCAACCGAUGCUACAAUCCAGAAUGUCUUGAGAACUGAAAUGAAGGAUACCCAAAUGAUAGUCAUUGCCCAUAGAUUGAUGACCGUCUGUGGAUUAGACAAGAUAUUGGUUCUUGACCAUGGAGAAGUGGUCGAAUUUGGUACGCCGUACGAGUUGAUGCUCAAGGAAGGAGGGUCAUUCAAGGAACUGUGUAAACAAUCAGGAGAGGAAAUGCAGCUUCUAGAACUUGCCAAACAGGUACACGAGAGCAGAUAA
This is a messenger RNA of Kwoniella shivajii, 5073 nucleotides long. RefSeq lists its product as uncharacterized. The transcript is spliced from 18 exons. The record is from RefSeq and is a predicted model, not a curated record. Gene Ontology annotation, biological process: transmembrane transport. Gene Ontology annotation, cellular component: fungal-type vacuole membrane. Bases 1 to 5073 code for a protein of 1690 amino acids. Gene Ontology annotation, molecular function: ATP binding; ABC-type transporter activity; ATP hydrolysis activity. Lineage: Eukaryota; Fungi; Basidiomycota; Tremellomycetes; Tremellales; Cryptococcaceae.